Molecule: messenger RNA, 972 nt
Organism: Triticum turgidum subsp. durum (durum wheat)
Lineage: Eukaryota; Viridiplantae; Streptophyta; Magnoliopsida; Poales; Poaceae
Source: the annotation of a GenBank genome assembly
AUGGCUGCAAUGGCGACGACGGUGUUCCAGGCGGGGCCAAUGGAGGUGGAUGUGAAGCACGUGGACAAGAGUAUGAUCCCGAACCUGGCCAGGCCGUUGAUGGUGGUGGCGCCCAAGGAGACCGGCGCGUACCCCGUCAUCGUCUUCCUGCACGGCUGGAACAUGCUCAACAGCUGGUACGAGCAGCUCCUCACACACGUCGCCUCCCAUGGUUUCAUCGCCGUCGCACCACAGCUCUACUGGAUGGUGUCCGAGCCCGAUGCGGACGACAUAGACGCCACAAAGCGAAUCACCAACUGGCUUGCAGAUCAUGACAAGGGGCUCGCCCACGUCCUCAAGGACGUGCUCAAACUUGAGCAUGUCGAGCCUGACCUGUCCAAGCUGGCCCUAGCCGGCCAUAGCCGAGGCGGCCAGACGGCCUUCGCCGUCGCCCUGGGACUAGGGGACGCCAAGACCAAGCUGGAGCUCAAGUUCUCCGCCCUCAUCGGCGUCGACCCCGUGGCCGGGGUUUCCAGAGCCCAACAGUUGGAGCCCAAGGUGCUCACUUUUGAACCUGACUGUCUCGACGUGGGGAUGCCGGUGCUGGUCAUGGGGACUGGGCUGGGUCCCAAGCACAUCGGCGGAUUUCCAUGCGCCCCGGUGGGCGUGAACCACGCCGAAUUCUACAAGGAGUGCGCGCCGCCUCGCUACCACCUCGUGGUCAAGGACUACGGGCAUCUCGACAUGCUGGAUGACAAUGUGCCCUACAUUAUCAACAACUGCAUGUGCAUGAGGAACCAACACAACACCAAAGACCUUGCUAGGAGGACCAUGGGAGGAGCCAUGGUUGCCUUCCUCAGGGCUAAUCUGGGAAUCGAUGCUCGUGAUCUCAUCGCCAUAUAUCGUAAUCCUGAGCUCACGCCGGCCAUCCUGGACCAAGUUGAUGAGUUUCUUCCUUGCUUCGUUGGACGGCCAGACCCGCCGUCUGUGUGA